Amphibalanus amphitrite is the source of this 4109-nucleotide messenger RNA. Its product is annotated as peroxisomal acyl-coenzyme A oxidase 3-like. Gene Ontology annotation, cellular component: peroxisome. NCBI's taxonomy places the organism in Eukaryota, Metazoa, Arthropoda, Thecostraca, Balanomorpha, Balanidae. Gene Ontology annotation, molecular function: fatty acid binding; pristanoyl-CoA oxidase activity; FAD binding. The transcript has 14 exons. Gene Ontology annotation, biological process: fatty acid beta-oxidation using acyl-CoA oxidase; lipid homeostasis. Bases 15 to 2039 code for a protein of 674 amino acids. The record is from RefSeq and is a predicted model, not a curated record.
AAUCUGUCAUCGUCAUGUCAUCAUCAAUUCUACUGGCUGCUAGCAGUGGCACCCUAGACAUGUACAGGAAAAUGAGCAUGCUUCAAUUAGAGCCCCUGCAAGACUUCAUAAUAGGACAUGCUGAAACAAAGUAUAAGGGUGCAUUAGUGAAGAAACUUAUGGAUCAUCCUGUAUUCCAUGAAAGUGUUGAUGGUGCCAGCUUGGAGGAAGAGAGACGUCUGGUUAUGAGACAAAUCACGGCCUUAGUGGAGAUGGAGUUUUCUGAAAAGGGCGUGGAUAAAGAAUUAUAUAAGGGCAUGGCCGAGGCGGAGGUGCUGGGAAUGUACAGCUGGUCGCUGCAGUGCAAGUACUCGCUGAUGUUCAAUUUCCCGGCUAUGGCGAUAGCCGGGAUGGGCACCGAGAGACACCGGCCGCUGCUGCGGGAUGUCGUCAACAUGAGGACCACCUUCUGUUUCGCGCUGACGGAGCUGUCGCACGGCUCGGACGCACGGCGCAUGCGCACCACGGCCACGUUCGACGCGUCCAGCGACCAGUUCGUACUGCACACGCCGGACCGGCGCGCGGCCAAAUGCUGGAUCGGCGCCCUCGCCAAGACGAGCUGGAACGCGGUGGUGUUUGCUCAGCUGGUGACGCCGGAUGGCGCCUGUCACGGUCUGCACGCGUUCGUGGUGCCCGUGCGCGAACCGCGCUCCCACCGCACCUUCCCCGGCUGCACGGUCGGCGACAUGGGCGUCAAACUGGGACUCAACGGCAUGGACAACGGGUUUGUCAUGUUCGACCAUUACCGGAUUCCGCGCGAGGCGCUGCUCAACAAGAACGGUGACGUUACGCCCGACGGCCAGUACGUGUCCCCCAUCAAGGACGACAACCUCCGCUUCGCCGCCUCCCUGGGCGCGCUGUCCGGCGGCCGCGUCGGCAUCACGCACAUGGCGCAGCUGAACAUGCGGAAGGCACUGACGAUCGCGCUGCGCUACUGCGCCGCCCGGCGCCAGUUCGGCGACGGUGACCAGGAGACGCCCGUCAUCGAGUACCCGCUGCUGCAAUACCGUCUGUUCCCGUAUCUGGCCGCCACUUACGUCUGGUACCAUCUGGCCGUCUACAUCAACAUCGUAUUCGGAGAGUUCAUCAAACGCAAAAUGUCGGGAGAUAACGCUGCAGAAAUGGCUCUGCUGGGGGCCGAGCUGCACGCGCUGUCGUCUGGCACCAAGCCCGUGUCCGGCUGGAUGGCCCAGAGCUGCGUCCAAGAGUGCCGCGAGGCGUGCGGCGGACACGGCUACCUGGCAGCCGGCCGUCUGGGAGAGGUCCGUAAUGACAACGACGCCAACCUGACGUACGAGGGCGACAACAACCUGCUGCUGCAGCAGCUGUCCAACUUUCUGCUGCGUGUGCGCGAGCUGCCGGUGGCCGAGACGCCGCUGCACUCUGCCGACUUCCUGCUGGGCCCGCCGGCCGCCGAGGACGGCCACAGCACGUGGCCCGAGCACGCGGACGUCGCCACAGUCGAGUUUGUGACGGCGGCGUUUGAGUGGCUGGUGCGCUACCUGCUGCGCACCAGCCGGACCCGGCUGGAGGAGCAGCCCGGGCCGCGGCGCGCGGCGCGACACCACGUGCAGGUGCACGGACUGAAACCGCUGGCCACCGCCUUCAUAGAGCUAUUUGCCCUGCGGCGCUUCUCGGAGAAGGUGGCAGCGUCGCCGGACGAGCCGACCCGCCAGCUGCUGACGCGGCUGGCCGUGCUGUACGGCCUCUGGUCGCUGGAGACCCGAUACGUCAGCUACCUGGCCGCAGGCUCCUACCUGUCGGGCGGCCAGGUGGGCGCGCUGCAGGCGGCCGUGCGCGCCCUGUGCGCCGCGCUGAGGCCCGACUUCAUGCUGCUGGUGGACGUGAUGGCGCCGCACGACUUCCUGCUGCGCUCCUGCCUGGGACACUCGGACGGAGAGAUCUACCACCGGCUGUUCCAGUCGUUCGUCUCGACGCCGGCCUGUAUGGAGCGGCCCGACUGGUGGCGGCUCUGCGGCCAGAUGACCGGCCGGCUCUGAGGGCGGCCGGCCGGCGCUGGAGGAGGCGGGGAGUCCCCGUCCCCGCUCCCCACCCGGCUCUGAGGGCGACCGACCGGCGCUGGGGGAGGCGGGGAGUCCCCGUCCCCGCUCCCCACCCGGCUCUGAGGGACCGGCCGGCGCUGGGGGAGACGGGGAGUCCCCGUCCCCGCGAGUGGACACCCGGCGGCACCUGCAGCCACUCACGGCCGCCGGCUGCUACUCAGCGGCUGUCGAGUCGCCUCCUGCUGCAGCUGGGUCUUUCAGUCCCGGUUAGUGGCUGGGUGACGAAGAGUGUCGCCUGUAAUGGGGUUAUAUCAGUGGUGCUCGUAUCCAAUAUCCCAGUAGUGUGUCUUGUGGCGUUCCACGGCUUAUUGGUCAUUUCUGGCAUUGGUCAGGUAAGUAGGUCGGCGGUCAUUGAUCAUGAGUCUCGAUGUGCACAGCUCUGUACUCACGAGCUUCCCGAAUGCGUGGUUUUAUCAGGUUAAUGUUGAUUGGUAUAUGCAUCUAUCUGACGACAUUGGGUGACGCUGUGUCGGGUGCGCGACUUUAGGUGAUCUGAUAGCAAACAUGGACAUUGUGAACUGUAUUGCUCUAAGUCGGUUUACUUAGUCUGAUAGUCGCUUAUACUGGGUAGUUGUUUAAACGGGGCUUAAAUGACGUAUUCUAUGCGCAACUCCGCCCUGAUAUGCAUCCAUGAUCCAUCCGACAUAUGUGCGAGUCCAGGGGCCUGGGACCGUGACCCAUGGCCCUUAAUACAGCAGCAGGUUACUGUGCCCCCACUGGGACCGGUACCGGGCCCCCACGCCAGCCGGGUCCGUUACGACGCCACGUGGCAUUGGGGUGGCAGUGCUGUUUUACACCCCGGGACAGUGCUGUUUUACACCCCGGGACAGUGCUGUGUUACACCCCGGGACAGUGCUGUGUUACACCCCGGGACAGUGCUGUGUUACACCCCGGGGCAGUGCUGUUUUACGUUUUACGUGGCGCGUGCCGAGCUCGGCUGCUCUGUGCCGAGCUCGGCUGCUCUGUGCCUAGUUCGGCUGCUCUGUAACGAGCUCUGCUGCUCUGUAGUACAACAGUGUCGUGUUGCCCGCCGCCGGGUCCCAGACGGUGCAGCGGGACCGGCAGUGCCGCGCCGCCCAAACGCGGGUCGGCCGGACUGCCGGUGAUGCAACAGACUUCGCCCGGAGCACCAUCUCUGGCCUCUCAGUUGGGCGCCUCCUUUGAGGCUGCUCAGCAUUGAGAGGUCACAUGGUGCGUCAUACCGAUGCAGAGCUGAACCCUCGUCCGCGAAAAAUUGGAUCCUAGAUCCGAGCCUGCAUACAUAGAGAUCUGAAGGAUCCUAGAUCCGUCACUGAACGCUGAAUCAAAUAACCUUUGCUACCUGGAAGCUUCAAGCCUCGUUUUAAACUCAUUCACUGCAUCUUGGAUAUCAGCAGCUGCCGGGUCCUGUUUGAUAUUUUAAGAGGUCUGGCCUUUCAGUACUGUAGGUUAACAAUUUUGCUGUAGGAUACCAGAGUUUAUAGUUCCUCUGCCGGUUAUAGCGUGAAAAAGACUGUACUUGACCCGCCUUCAAAGCCUGAGGCGCUUUGUCUGUGUGUGAUUAGGUUCAGUCAGCUCAGGUACCUUGUGCUCGGCUCACUGUUCAACUGUUACGACAAUAUACACCGUUUACUGUUGUAGCGGUAUCUGCAAUACCUACUGUUUGGGUGGUUUCGCCUUCGGCUGCCGUCAGUUAUUGUUAUAUACCUGGCUUUGGUAGUCAGUUAUUGUUAUAUAUCUGGCUUUGGUUCGUGUGCAUUGUGCAAUGUACCCAUGUUCGCUCCAGGCGCUGGUAUGUGCCGUUGUGCCAGGCGUGGUACAUACGUGUUAUUUUUAGUGUAUGCCUCCGAGAGAGUUACGGGGGGACGUUCAGCAUACCGCCAAAGGGCGCAAUGUAGCGACGCUUUAUUGGUGACAUUGGUACGGGAAGCAAUUAAAGGGCUGGCACUAAGUGGCUUUCGGGAUAUGCCGUUUAUAGUGCCUUUGUACAAUUUUAUGAGGAAUAAAAAUACAGUCUGACUGAAUUUU